Molecule: messenger RNA, 1709 nt
Organism: Egretta garzetta (little egret)
Lineage: Eukaryota; Metazoa; Chordata; Aves; Pelecaniformes; Ardeidae
Gene: IL13RA2
Product: interleukin 13 receptor subunit alpha 2
Exons: 9
Biological process (GO): cytokine-mediated signaling pathway
Cellular component (GO): external side of plasma membrane
Molecular function (GO): cytokine receptor activity; protein binding
Source: RefSeq, a predicted model, not a curated record
CACCUCCCAGCGGGCACCUCUGACAUCAUACCUGUGAAUGGCUCUCCGGCAGCUUUGGGCUCUCUCCGUGGCACUGGUGUGGGGCUGCGUGGCGUCCUCCUCCCCCCAGAGCGCAGUUGCUCCCCCACAAGACCUUCAGAUCACUGAUCCUGGACUCUUAGGUUCUCUCGAUAUAGAGUGGAAACCUCCACCCCAUGUAGAAACCUUCACUGAAUGCACAGUAAAAUACAGGCUUGAAUACCGCAACACUGGUGACAGAGACUGGAAGGUUAUUUUUACUAGGAAGCUAAAAAGCAGAGUUGGAUUUGACCUCAGCAGGACUGCUGAAGUGAAGGUACAGACGCUGCUCGAAGGACGAUGUACUGAUGACGUGGAGGUGCAAAGUGCCUGGAUUUAUGCUACCUUUCAGGUGCCAUUGCAAGGAAAACUGGAAUCAGAGGUUCAGAAUUUCCACUGCAUCUAUCAUGACUGGGAAUACCUCAAGUGUACUUGGCAACCAGGUCUCCUUGCUCCUCGUGGCGUACAUUAUGGACUGUAUUAUUGGUACGAGGGGCUGGACCACGCAGCGCAGUGUGAUGACUAUAUUCAGGAUCAUGGUAUAAACAUUGGCUGCAUGUUGCAAAAUCUGAGCCAGGCAGAAUAUAAGGAUCUGAGCAUUUGUGUCAAUGGUUCGGCAGCAGCCCCCUCCACAACCUAGCUCUUGGAUUGCGCCUCCUGACAUUCCCUCUUUUUGUCCCCCCCAGCAAAGCCCUCACCCCCGAAGCAGCUGGUGGUUUCCAUGUCUGCAUCUGAGGAGCUCCACGUGGCGUGGAGCCCACCAGGUGGUGAAACGCCACCCCAGUGCCUGGAGUACGAGGUUCAGCUGGCAGAAGAUCACGGGGAGGCCAAUGCUGCCUGGGCGUCUGUGUCAACCCAAAUGGAGACCACUUUAACAAUUUCCAGAGCAAAUCAAAGCCGUAUUUCAUGUGUUCGUGUCAGGGGGAGAACAAAUAUUUUCUGUGCUGACCAGGGCUUUUGGAGUGAAUGGACGCCGGAGUGUUUCUCUGUCUCCACAAAAGAGGACAAGCAGCUAUUUAUCCUCGUUCCAGUCAUUCUGAGUUUGUCAAGUACCCUCUUAAUAUGUAUGUUGGUUGGCCAAUGCAAGAAAAGAUCCCCUGCAGGAAAGCCAUUGCAUGCAUUGGUGGGAUGCUAACUCUGCUUGCGACUGCUGUACUGCUUGUGUUUGAUGGAUUGCUCAGAACAUCAUCCCAAGGACAGCUGAGAAGCCCUGAGCUUUCUAUAGCCCACAUGGGUCUUCCCUACCUGCUGCCAUUUGUGAGGCUGGUUGUUGCAGUUCGAGUCCUCAACGGGCCCAGGAAAACAUUGGAGGAGUUUUAAACUGAAUCUGGAGCGAGCUGUUUCUGAUAACGGGACAAGGGAGAAAAAAAGGAGGUGGUGGAAACUGCCAUGAAUAAAGAUAACAUGUUGCUAUGUGGGUUUGGUUUUGACUUUUUGAGGACUCUAGUAAUCUGUCAGCAGGGCACACACCGAAGGGCAGCACCUCACACACCACGCUAGGGACAAACGCCAGCACCCAGCCCCUGCGCUCGGCCUCGCCCUCGCCACAUCUUCCUCGUCCCCACGUACUCAGCCUCCUGAGAGCAUCUAAAUGCUGAACAUGAGCUGCUUAAGCUAUUUAUUUCAUUAGUGGGUAUGCUUUAUCUGCUGCA